Daphnia magna is the source of this 4853-nucleotide messenger RNA. It is a transcript of the gene mnb, whose product is annotated as dual specificity tyrosine-phosphorylation-regulated kinase 1B. Gene Ontology annotation, cellular component: nucleus. Gene Ontology annotation, biological process: positive regulation of DNA-templated transcription; peptidyl-serine phosphorylation; protein autophosphorylation. Gene Ontology annotation, molecular function: protein serine/threonine kinase activity; protein serine/threonine/tyrosine kinase activity; ATP binding. Lineage: Eukaryota; Metazoa; Arthropoda; Branchiopoda; Diplostraca; Daphniidae. The transcript is spliced from 8 exons. The record is from RefSeq and is a predicted model, not a curated record. The coding region runs from base 731 to 3325 and encodes 864 amino acids.
GUAGCAACGCCAUUUGCAAAAGAGAGAGGAGAAGAACUGUGAAUUGAGAGAGGGCGCUCGUAUUGUCUCCGUAGCUGUUUUCGGGGCCUUGUUGAUAUGUCAACACGUAAUUCCAAUUGCCCAGAAAGAGAUUUAAAAAACAGCUUACGUCAUUGAUUAGUGGGUUCUGAUUAACCGAAGCUUGUUUGAGUAGUGAAACUGUACCGAAUACAAGUUAUUAGCCGUGUUUAACACGCAAGAGUCGUGGUGUUUUCGAGUGGGAAAGUUUCAGUUCGUCGUGCGAGACACCCGCCAUCACUGUGUACAGUGAAAAUUGUACAUAUACGCCGUGCGUGUGUCGUGUUGUGUCGUCUGGCUCGUGAAAAAAAAAAACGCCAUGGCAGCACACAAAAACAAUUUAAAAGCUGGGUCCUAGUGAAAUUAGUUGGAUCUUGACAACCUUUUUACUUUUCUAAAGCAAGAAACGGAAGCCAAAAGGAACAAGUGUAGACUCCUCUCUCUGGGCUGUUUCCAGAAAGGUUAAUAUUGAGUUGGCAAAAACUCUGUGACUGAGUAAUACGAAUACUCUUAAAGUGUUUCAAGUGAGUGAUUCACAGUGUGGUGACCAAGAAAGAACAAUUGUGUUUGGGGUGGAGGAGAAGAAAAGACCCGCGCAACGCUUCACCUCAUUUGACCCCGCCUUCAACAGUAUUGAAAAGGUCAAAAGAGGUCAUCUAGUGACCUCUACUGAAUGGCGAUGGAAAGUUCAGUCCUGGUCCAGCCCAAGCGACCUGACUGGCACAAGCAUGAGCAGAUGCAAAUCCAUCACACUAAAACCGGCGAGUGUAUAGUCGUCUCGUCUUCAUCAUCGUCGUCCUCAUCCGGUCGUCCGAGUGGCAACAGCGGCGUCGUCAGUAGCGGCGCUGGUGGCAACAACAGUACCAGUAGCAACAGUACAGCUGUCUAUGGCCGACUAGUACCCGAAGAACAGCUGGCCGCCCUUGGAAGAGGAUUGUCUGUCAUCAAUCCAAAUGCUGCCAUCAAUUCCUCCUCCUUAGGGAGUUCAUCUCUGUCCUUUGGCGGUGGUAGCUCUGCGUCGACGUCGGCCGUCGGCUCCUCUUCCGACUUGCAGACGAUGCAGUCGCGGAUACCCCGUCAGUUCAGAGACCCUGCCUCAGCUCCACUGCGAAAACUAUCCGUAGACCUCAUCAAAACCUACAAACACAUCAACGAAGUUUAUUAUGCCAAGAAGAAAAGACGGGCGCAGCAACAAGCCCCCGGCGAAGAUUCCGGCCAGCAGCACAAUAAGAAGGAGCGCAAGGUGUACAACGACGGCUACGAUGAUGAUAAUCAUGACUAUAUUGUCCGUCACGGCGAGCGCUUUCUCGAUCGCUACGAAAUCGACUCUCUUAUUGGCAAGGGCUCGUUCGGUCAAGUGGUCAAGGCCUACGAUCACGAGGAGCAGUGCCAUGUGGCCGUUAAGAUCAUCAAAAACAAGAAACCUUUUCUCAAUCAGGCCCAGAUAGAGGUUAAAUUACUCGAGAUGAUGAACAAGGCCGACGCUGAAAACAAAUACUAUAUAGUGCGGUUAAAGCGUCACUUUAUGUGGCGCAACCACCUGUGCUUGGUGUUUGAGCUGCUUUCGUACAAUCUCUACGAUCUGCUGCGCAACACCAACUUUCGCGGCGUCUCGCUCAAUCUGACUCGCAAGUUUGCCCAGCAAUUGUGCACGGCCCUGCUUUUCCUCUCCACGCCUGAAUUGAGUAUUAUCCACUGCGACCUCAAACCGGAAAAUAUCCUCUUAUGUAAUCCGAAAAGGUCGGCUAUCAAAAUAGUCGAUUUCGGCAGCUCUUGCCAGCUCGGUCAACGGAUAUACCAGUACAUUCAGUCGCGUUUUUACCGGUCGCCAGAAGUGUUGCUGGGCAUACCUUACGAUUUGGCAAUCGACAUGUGGUCAUUGGGGUGCAUCCUGGUAGAAAUGCACACAGGAGAGCCGCUAUUUUCGGGCGCCAACGAGGUGGACCAAAUGAACAAGAUUGUCGAGGUACUGGGCAUGCCGCCGCGCGCCAUGCUCGACUCGGCUCACAAGACCAAAAAAUACUUUGACAAACUGCCCGACGGCUCGUACGUUUUGAAGAAAUCAAAAGAGGGCAAAAAGUAUAAAGCGCCCGGGCAUCGCCGCCUUCACGACAUCAUCGGUGUGGAAUCGGGAGGUCCUGGGGGUAGACGUUCAGGUGAAAUCGGACAUUUUGUUUCGGAUUACCUCAAAUUCAAGGACUUGAUAUUGCGGAUGCUCGAUUACGACCCCAAGACACGUAUCACACCUUACUAUGCCCUGCAGCACAAUUUCUUCAAGAGGACGGCCGACGAGGGUACCAACACGCACAACAAUUCGGCUUCUACGAGUCCAGCCAGCAUGGCGGAUCAUUCCAGUCAGGCAGUAAUGGCGGCGGCAGCAGCAGCGGUGGCUGCCGCCGAAAGUAGGGCGCGGUCGGAUCCGAGCCAUGGUGGUCCGAAUUAUUCAACAACAGCGUCGUCAUCGACAGCAGUCCAACCGUCGGCUAUGGAAUGCGAAAGUCCCAGAGGCCUACCUCCAUACCUGCACCAGCAGCAGCAACAGGGUCACUCACGACCGCACCCUCACCAUCUACCUACUUACUCGAAUUCGUCGUCGUCGUCAUCGGUGGCAGCCAGAAGAUACGCCUCGCACCUAGACACGGGCGGAGGGGUAGGUGUAGGAGUUCAAGUGCUGAAUAGCGCCAAUCCAAGUGUCUUUACCUCCGGUUCUUCGGCCUUUAUCGGAUCGAGUUCAGCGUUUUCGGUGGGUAGUAACAACCCGUCGUCCACCUACAGCAAUCUGGGUGUAGGUAGUGGUGGAGUGAACUAUAUCGGCGGUCCGUCUGCUUCGUCGUCGGCAACGACAUCAGCGCUGGACUGCACGCAGAGCGGCAGCCUCAAUUUGCCGCUGUAUCAAACCUCCUACAGUCUAAUUCAUCCGCCUAGCGGUCAGUCGGCCGCGAGCUCCUCUGGUUAUUUCAACGCCUCCUCCUCCAAUUCCAUCUACCCCUUCCCUUCCAGUCACGGGAGUAGCAAUAUCAAUAGCAGCAGUAGCGCAUUUAGUAGUAUGAACGGUCCCGCAGUGUCGUCCUCCUCGUCGAAUCAGCUCAUCUACGCCAACGAAAUGCCGUUGGCGGCUGGAGCAGCCGUGUCCAGUGGCGGAGGAGCCAUCAAAAAUUCUCGGCCCGGACCUCAACUGGCAACGUCGGCCAGUGGCAGCAGCGACAGAUCCGACAGUCCCAUGCAAGUGGGUGUUUGCGUCCAGCAAAGUCCCGUUGCCAGCCACUGACAGACAUCCAUUUUUGUUUUGUUUUCCUCUUUCUUUUAAGAAAAACCAAAUCUUUUACGACGCUGUUCUCUUGUAGACACACAUAGAAGAGAGCGAAAGUCGCUGUCAAAAAUUCUUGAACCUCCUCUUUCUAUAUCCUUUUUUACUUAUCCAUUAUCGGAAGCGAGCCGGAUGGAUUUUGUUUUGCUCAACCUUAGUACUACUAUUACUACUGCAUUUUUCGUGACCACGAAAAAUGUUUUUCUUUUCCCCCUUUUUUAAUUGGCGAAAUCAUUAUGCCACGACUCUUUCGCCCUCUUCUUUUUAUCCCCCCCCCCUUUAAUCGAAUUAUCUGUCAUGUUUAUUUCCGAAUUUUUAAGAAAGAAUCCUGAAUUAAUCACCCGAAUUUCUAUGUUUCAAAUCCAACAACAACACUAAAGAAUUAGAAAAGCAAACUUGACGCGAAAGAGUUCCUACCCGUCGUCGUCCCCACCAAACUGCCUCACUCUGAUUUUAAUAGCAUCAAAAACCGAUUUAAAAAAAAAAAAAGAAUAUUUCUCUACUCCUCCGCCGAAUCUGUCUUAAAUCCGCGAAUAACAGCGACCAACAUGAACAAAAACAGAAAAACAUGUGAAAUUUCAAAACAAAAAAAAAAAAAAAAAAACCGAAUAGUGUUUAAGACAUUUUUGUUUUUUGUUUUUUUAUUAAUCUUCAGUAAUGAAUAUAUCUCGCAUAUAAAUGUAAUUGCAUAUGAGAAUAAGGAAUCAGACAGGGAAACUGUGCGUGUCUUUUCAAAUGUGUGUGUGUGUGUUCCUUCCUCGCGCAAUGGCCCGAGAAAUGCGUACGUGUGUUUUUAAUUUAUUCGCCUCUUGUGUUUUUGUAGACAAAAUGUUCUCUCUAUAUGCCCCCCCCCCCCAUUCUUAUCCCUUUUUUCUAUUUUGAUAGACACGAGAAACCUUCAUCGACGGCAAACAUAACGAGACAAUUUCUUAAAUUGUUGCUUUUUUUGUUUUUGCAAGCAAAAGAGAAAUGAAAUUCUGAAAUUGCUGUAUCGUUGGUAUUUCCUCUCCCAAAUGAUUAAUGAUGAAGAAAAUGUGUUGUGUAUCCCUUUGCUCCACUCCCCCAAUCGUAUCCUUGUAACAAUGACGAUAAUUUCAAUAAUUUCCCUUUAUUUAAUAUUUUGGUUUUUAUUCUUUUUUUUUUUCCUGUCUUGCCAAUAAGUAUACCAUGCGCAUGUAUGUUAUGCUCGUUUGUUCUUCCCUUUCUAUUUUAAGCUCCUCGUUUGACCAGGAGGUUAAAAUGAGAGAAGAAUUGAGACUUUGAUAAACUAAUUUCUUUUGCAUGAUGAGCUGAUGUAUAUAAACGAAGAGAAUGAGGAGAGCAAGUACUGUUGGAAAAAUCGUGUCUCUCUCCAGAAUGUGGAUAUACAUGCACGAAAAUAUAAAGAAUGAACGAAUGGGUUGAAAAAAAAAUGAGAGUUCAUAAUUAAUUUGCUCCGUUAACUGCAAUCCACAUUCGGAUCGAUAAAUAAAUACGUUAUUUGGCAGGA